Pieris macdunnoughi is the source of this 1725-nucleotide messenger RNA. NCBI's taxonomy places the organism in Eukaryota, Metazoa, Arthropoda, Insecta, Lepidoptera, Pieridae. The record is from the annotation of a GenBank genome assembly.
AUGGCGCGAGCGUUGUACGAUAACAUAGCAGAGUCGCCUGACGAACUGGCAUUCAGACGAGGAGACCUGCUCACCGUGCUGGAGCAGAACACGGGUGGCAGCGACGGCUGGUGGCUCUGCUCGCUGAGGGGCAGACAGGGCAUAUGUCCGGGAAACCGCCUACGUAUAGUAGCCGGGGUGUUCGAUGGAAGCAGCACACAAAGGCGACGGACGCGAACACCUGCGCCUGUCGCCCACCAGCCCUUGCCCACGCAGUCACCAGCCUUUACAAAAAUCGAAGAAUGUUCACACUACGACGUACCACGCGCGCCCAUGCCGGUCCAGCGUCUCGGCACAUACGACUGUCCAAGGCCAACCGCUGACUGGUACGAUGCACCAAGAGCGCCGCGGCCCGCCAGCGCUGACUCCGCUUGCAGCGGCACCGGUUCGCUUACCUCAGCAACGUCUAGUGCUUCAGCAAAUUCGGGAAGUUCAGCCCAUUCAGCAGCGUCCGCUUCAAGCACAUAUGAUGUGCCGCGGUCGCGAGCGUUACCUCUACCGUGUGAUGCAGCGCUCGAAGCACUUGAAAGAUUACAAGAAGAAGCAUCAGCAGCAGUAUCUCGACUUCUUUCAUACGUGUCCCCUGGAUGGCGACGGCGAGGCGCAUUGCGACCCCGCGUUCUAGACGUACGCGUCGCAGGCGCAAGGUUACGCGCCGCGUUACACGAUCUAGCUGUGUUUGCUGACGCUACAUUGGCCAAUGCGCACGAUGCACAAGACAAAGGUAUCGCAGUGAAAUUACGGCCCCUAGUCAAAGCGCUGAAGGACGCUGAGCGUAUUACGCAUGAGGCCACCAGCGCCCUGGAUGCCGGUGACUGGGCCCCAGAAAGGCUAGAAAGGGACCGAGAGCCUACAGAUGGGACCCAGGAUGCGUUGGAUCAGCUCGUGGCGUGCGCCAGGUCUUUAACUGAGGAUGUAAGGCGUGCAGCGUCUUUUAUACAUGGAAAUGCUUCGCUAUUGUUCAGACGGUCAGCAACAGUUCCAGAACACGAAUGGACGGAGGAGUACGACUACGUGCGUCUGGAGUCGCGAUCGGCGGCGGGACGACGGAACGCAGAAAUACGCGCUGCACUUCCUGACAAAUUACGCGCUUCGUUUGACGCGUUGGUGCGGGAUGCAGACCAUGCUGGCGAGGUGAGCGCGGUCGCAGCUGCCACUCAUCUGCCUCCAGACGAUCGUCAGUUGGCUGCUUUUUACGCGGCUCAGACCGCGACUUACGGCGCGCAUUUGUCUACGGCCGUCGAAGCAUUCCUCAGAACCAUAGAGAUGGGACAACCUCCAGACGUAUUUUUGGCACAUGGCAAGUUUGUGGUGCUUAGCGCGCAUAGGAUAGUGCAUGUUGGCGAUACUGUGCAUAGGAGCGCUCAGCACGCAGGCCUAAAAGCGAAGAUGCUGCGAUGUUCAGACGCGCUUUCCGAUGCGCUGGCUGCAACAGUCGCAAAAACCAAAUCCGCAGCACAACAGUUCCCUUGCGCAAACGCCGUAGCAGAGAUGGCGGAAGCUGCAAGGCAUCUUGCUUCCCGCGCUCAAGACCUUCGCAGGACUUUGGUGAGAGCCGCUGAACCCCCUCAAGACACUCCCGCUACUACAGUACCCCCUUCUGCCACGACGACCCCCCUUACGCCCCUGACCCCAAUCACACCCAUUGCCCCACAUUUGGGAACGCCCUCCCUCCCAGUUCUAUAA